CGCUGACUUCUCUGGGUUUUUUUCAUCAUAAAAUAGUCUCUCUCUGGAGCUACGAGCUAUAGCAAUACGACACUAUUGCAUUCGGGCUUUCGGGGUCGGGCUGUCUGCUGUGCAAAUGUUUUGGUUGUUAAUUCUGCAGUUUUCUUUGAGCUAGAAAAAUCUCAAUCGACAACAUAAAAUGGUAAUAAUGAUGGCUUAGAUUGCCGUUUGGUCGUGUCGACGCGGUAAUUUUGAAGGAAAUUAUGAGUUUAGUACGAAACAACGGUGCAGACAUGGUUUCAGGUCAAGAGGGUGUGUGUCAAGGAGAGGAGACAGAGCCUGUUGUGAUAACUCCAGAUGAUGUCUUAAAGAUGACCAGGAUAUCUGAUGGUUUUUUAUGUUCACCUGAGGCUAACAUUUAUGACAUUGAUUUCACACGAUUCAAAAUAAGAGACCUUGAGACUGGCACAGUUCUCUUUGAAAUAGCAAAACCUCAAUCUGGAGUUAUCUUCAUUAUUCCAGACAGUGUGGAAACUCCUACUGAUGAGGAAGAACCAGCAGAUCCUAAUGCUGGAAGGUUCAUCCGCUACGAAUUCACUCCAAACUUCCUCAAGUUAAAGGCUGUUGGAUCAACUGUUGAGUUUCGUGUUGGUGCACAGCCUGUCAACAAAUUUCGAAUGAUAGAGAGACAUUUCUUUCGGGACAAAUUGUUGAAGACGUUUGAUUUUGAAUUUGGAUUCUGCAUCCCAUUCAGCAGUAACACAUGUGAACACAUUUAUGAGUUUCCUCCCCUUGCUCCUGAUUUGAUUGAAGAAAUGAUAAAUCAUCCAUUUGAAACACGUUCUGACUCCUUCUACUUUGUGGACAACCAUCUAAUCAUGCACAACAAGGCUGAUUAUGCUUACAAUGGUGGAUUGGGCUCUUCAGUGUCUUCUUCAGCUGGUGAUGGGCAAGAGGUAGACAAAUAAUUUUCAUCUAGAUGUAUAAAGUGUCCUGUUGAGGUGACAAUCAUUGAGGAUUCUUUUAUUUUCAUUCUGAGACUCAUCAAAUAACUGAGCCAUUCGCUGUUUGCAUGUUUUGAAGUCUGUACGCAUUUGCUUUCAUUUAGUCUGAUUGUUGCAGAUGUUUUAAAGUGGCUCUUAUUUUUUAAUUUUUUAAUUUAUUUAAUAUUGUAUGUGUUCUUAAAAAGUGUGCAACAAAAAAUUAACGCACUUGUUAUGACAUUCUUAUUUUAUUGUUUAGAAUAGUUUAAGAGCUUUUUACUACCUUGUUGAUCUCAAACUUUUACAGAUAUCUUUUUCUAUUGUUUUGUGUGGUGUGUGUGUGUGUGUUUUUUUUGUUGUUUUUUUUUAAUACACUUUUGCUUAAAGGUGAAUAAAUUCCCUCUGUGAUCAUAUUAUUACUGAAUUAUGUGUUAAUUAUUGUGUUGCAUUCCUUUGUGUUGAACAAGCUUCAUUUUGAAGAAGCAUAAAGGUGUAAGAGUAAUUGUAACAAAGAAAUGUUUUGUAAAAUAUCCUCUGAAGUCCAUGUCUUCUUUCAAUGUCACUCACUCCUAGGAGCAGAAUGAUGCCAGAAUGGAUCCUAAAUGUGAAUGUUUGGAAGAAUAUACUUGUUACAAACCAGUUUACCAGACCAUACAAAGUGUUGAGUCUAAAAAAAACUUUGUAUUGUAGAAAUUUUUAAGCUUUUACCUAAGUCUAAUGAGCACUUGAGUGCAAUCAUUGUUGUUCAGGCUUUUCACCAUUUGUAGUUGUGCCACCUUGUUACACAAGCAGGUUCCACAGCAUCUAAAUAAUUUUGACUGAUUCUUCAUACCUCUUUUCCAUGACAGAAAGAACUACACUUUGUUGUCAACCAUGUGACUAUUCUGUCUCAGGCCCUUCAGAAUUACCAUCUAUGUGCCUUAUUCAAAACUACAAGGAAUAGGAUUUUAUUCCUUUUUGUUGAAUUUCCCUUGUCACCAGUCAAACUGUGUGUUGUAGUGUUAAUAUAUUGAAGAUCAACUUUUCUACUUUCUUAUGGGGACCAGUGUUCCAGAAAUAUUCAUUCUCAGGUGAGAAAAGGAUAUGAUGGUUAAAACAGAACAACCAACAACUUUGCGUUUAGAGUCAAAUUUGCAGUUCAACUGCUUAAUUUAAUUAUUACAAAUUUCAUAAUUACUAUCCUAAUGAUCAUUGUUUUCAAAUUACUUUUGUGCAACUCUUGCUUUGCAUUACAAACACUUAUUAUGGCCAUUAUCAUUCAUCAUGUCUGUUUGCUGCAAUUUUCUUUCUCCGACCUGCGUGUUCUAUUAGUGUAUCUUGCUCAUUUAUUUUUUUAGUUUAAGUAAACCCUUAGUUGAAAAAAAUUUGUCAGUUUAUCUGUGAUCAUAAACAUUAUAAUUUUUCCUUCAUUUUUCACUGUUUUAUGUGCGUGAUAUUUGCACUUACUUUUAAGGUUCCUACUUUAUGUGUGACUGCUUUAAACUCCUUUCUUACUGCUUCAUUCUUGAUUACUGAAGUGCUUAGUUUAUGUGAAGUGGGUGGUGUCAACUGAAAAAUGUAUUCAUUAAAAUUCCAAGAAGUAAUUGGUUCACAAAUAAUGAGAUGUUAAAUAGUUUGUUACUUCCGCAGCUGUGAGGUAUUUCAAUUUCGUUCACAUACAGUGUCUUGUCUAAUGUGCAAUAAAUUAAUUGCGGGUAAA
This is a messenger RNA of Frankliniella occidentalis (western flower thrips), 2661 nucleotides long. It is a transcript of the gene unc-119, whose product is annotated as protein unc-119 homolog. The transcript has 6 exons. Lineage: Eukaryota; Metazoa; Arthropoda; Insecta; Thysanoptera; Thripidae. The coding region runs from base 243 to 947 and encodes 234 amino acids. Gene Ontology annotation, biological process: lipoprotein transport; nervous system development; cilium assembly. The record is from RefSeq and is a predicted model, not a curated record. Gene Ontology annotation, cellular component: cilium. Gene Ontology annotation, molecular function: lipid binding.